UUUCAAAGCUCAAAUGCUGUAGACACUCAUGAAAACCCUAGCCGUAUCUCACCACCGACCGGUUAUCUCCGGCUCCGAUCACCGCUCCUCCAUUUUCUCCGGUCACCGGGCCACUUCGCUCUCUUUCUCUAGCUCCCCUGUUGCGGCUGCUCGACUUCGGAUUCUCAAAUGCUCCGCUGCUGUUUCUCCUCCUUCAUUAGUUUGUGUAGUGGACGAUUCAGUGAAGUUCAAGGAGGCUGCCAAGGAUGGGAAUUUGAUCCCCCUCUACAGGUCUAUAUUCUCCGAUCACUUAACUCCGGUCCUUGCUUACCGCUGUCUAGUGAAGGAAGAUGAUAGGGAAGCUCCGAGCUUCUUGUUCGAGUCUGUAGAGCCUGGUUUGAAAGCUUCUAAUGUUGGUCGAUACAGUGUGAUUGGGGCCCAGCCGACAAUGGAAAUUGUUGCAAAAGAGAACAUGGUGACAAUUAUGGAUCACCUUGAAGGAAGCAGAACGGAGGAAUUUGAGGAAGAUCCCAUGAGCAUUCCUCGUAGGAUUAUGGAAAAAUGGAAACCUCAAUGCAUAAAUGAGCUUCCUGAAGCAUUUUGUGGAGGUUGGGUUGGUUUUUUCUCAUAUGACACUGUGCGUUACGUAGAGAAAAAGAAGCUACCUUUCUCAAAUGCUCCAAUGGAUGAUAGGAACCUUCCCGAUCUUCAUCUAGGCCUUUAUGAUGAUGUAAUUGUGUUUGAUCAUGUGGAAAAGAAAGCAUUUGUCAUACAUUGGGUGCGGUUAGAUCGAUUUGCUUCAGUAGAGGAGGCCUACAAUGAUGGUACAACCAGAUUAGAAGCAUUGUUGUCUAGAGUACAUGAUAUUGUACCUCCUACGCUGGCUUCAGGGUCGAUAAAACUUCAUACUAGCCAUUUUGGUACUUCAUUGAAAAAGUCAAAUAUGACAAGCGAAGACUACCAGAAGGCUGUUUUAAAGGCCAAGGAACAUAUCCUUGCUGGGGACAUUUUCCAAAUUGUUCUUAGCCAACGUUUUGAAAGACGAACAUUUGCAGAUCCAUUUGAAGUAUACAGAGCACUAAGAAUCGUAAAUCCAAGUCCUUAUAUGACUUAUCUACAGGCUCGGGGGUGUAUACUAGUUGCUUCUAGUCCAGAAAUUCUUACUCGAGUGAAGAAGAGAACAGUUACCAAUCGGCCUCUAGCAGGGACUAUUAGAAGAGGUAAGACACUUGAGGAAGAUUAUAUGUUGGAAAAUCAACUUUUGCACGACGAGAAACAGCGUGCAGAGCAUAUAAUGCUGGUUGACUUGGGAAGAAAUGAUGUUGGAAAGGUCUCUAAGCCUGGUUCGGUGAAAGUUGAGAAACUAAUGAACAUUGAACGGUAUUCCCAUGUCAUGCACAUCAGCUCCACGGUUACUGGAGAGCUACUGGACCAUUUGAGUAGCUGGGAUGCUCUGCGUGCAGCCCUGCCUGUUGGAACCGUUAGUGGAGCGCCCAAGGUGAAAGCCAUGGAGCUAAUUGAUCAGCUGGAAGUCACAAGGCGUGGACCAUACAGCGGUGGAUUUGGAGGCAUUUCCUUUACAGGAGAAAUGGACAUUGCCUUAGCUUUGAGAACCAUUGUAUUUCCAACUGGAACGCGUUACGACACUAUGUACUCGUACAAGGAUGUCGAUAAGCGACGAGAUUGGAUUGCUUAUCUCCAAGCUGGAGCAGGUAUAGUGGCUGAUAGUGACCCCGCGGAUGAGCAAAAUGAAUGCGAAAAUAAAGCUGCAGCUCUUGUCCGUGCCAUUGAUCUUGCAGAGUCCUCAUUUGUUGACAAAUAAUAGAUGCAGUCCUAGUGUCGGAUUUUGUUUCGUCAAUUUUUUUGUUUCUCGAUGGAUGUAGAGAAGUUUGUUUUUGAUCUGAAUAGUCAGUUAUGUUGGGAAGUGACUGAAAAUCCCCCCAAUGUCAUAAUUGUUGC
This is a messenger RNA of Solanum verrucosum, 1938 nucleotides long. RefSeq names its product anthranilate synthase alpha subunit 1, chloroplastic-like. The record is from RefSeq and is a predicted model, not a curated record. The transcript has 11 exons. Gene Ontology annotation, molecular function: anthranilate synthase activity. The coding region runs from base 29 to 1801 and encodes 590 amino acids. Gene Ontology annotation, biological process: L-tryptophan biosynthetic process. NCBI's taxonomy places the organism in Eukaryota, Viridiplantae, Streptophyta, Magnoliopsida, Solanales, Solanaceae.